AUGAGUGGGGGUCAGAGUGGAGUUGCUACUCUUAGAUGUUACAGAUGUGGUGGACCUCACUUCAUUCGUGAUUUCCCUCAUAUCGAGAGCAAGUGCUUUAGGUGUGGCCAGAUGGGUCACAUGUCGACUAGUUGUCCUGUAGGUGCCAGACAGACCAAGAGUGCCCCGAGGGGUGAUAGAUCUAUUGCAGCUGGGAGGGUGUUUGCCUUGACCGGAGCCGCAGCUUCCACUUCAUUUGAUCUAGUGAAGGGGAAGGGUAAAACUACUGAUGUUGGAACCAAUGGUGGUGUACUUGUGGACGAUUUGGAUAUUCCUCCUAUUGAAGAGGAUGAAUUAAUUGGACUUGCAGUGGUGGGAGAUGUUAAUGCCAUUAAUAAGAAUGAAGAUAAUAUGGAUGAUGAUUGUCAAGAAGAAAUUUAUGCUCUCCUAAUUGACUAG
Molecule: messenger RNA, 438 nt
Organism: Cajanus cajan (pigeon pea)
Lineage: Eukaryota; Viridiplantae; Streptophyta; Magnoliopsida; Fabales; Fabaceae
Source: RefSeq, a predicted model, not a curated record